UUUAAAUUAGUGGGAGGGGAGCCUUUUCUGUCACUGAUCAGUGACUUGACUUCCUUCUCUCUGGCUCAGCAGCACUCCAGAACAGAGAAAUUGACUGGUGCUAGUCUCUUUCACAGCAGUAGCGUUUCAUACAAUCCAGCUCCCACACUGGAUUCGUUUUGUGCUCCGGCACUCACCUAACAACAUGAGCGCAGGGGAUGUGGUCUGCACAGGCUGGCUCAUCAAAUCACCUCCAGAAAAGAAAUUAAAGAGAUAUGCUUGGCGGAAGCGCUGGUUCGUGCUGCGUCAGGGGCGGAUGAGUGGAAACCCUGAUGUCUUGGAGUACUACCGCAACAAGAACUCCAAAAAGCCUCUGCGCGUGAUCAACCUGAAUGAGUGUGGGGUCCGCAUGCACACGCGCUCCGACGCCGCCGUGGUCAAGAAGGAGUUCAUGAAUAACCACGUCUUCGUGGUGAAGACCUCCUUCCGCACCUUCUACCUGGUGGCCAAGACCCAGGAGGAGAUGAACACCUGGGUGCACAACAUCAGCCAGAUCUGCCACUUCGGGCCCCUGGAUGAUGGGUCAGAUUCAGUGGAGAGUCUUUCCCAGACUGCCUCCUCUCUGCAGCCCUCUCCCUCGGCCUCCAACCACACCUCCAGGAUCACAGACGACAUCUCGUUCUUGGCGCACGACCUCACAGCCGACACGGACACCAACACCACGGAGGAGAGCCACAGCGAGUCUGACUCCAGUCUGCCCCCGGACUACCUCUUCCUGUCACAGUGCGAGAGCGGGAGAAUCAACAUCCCCAGGUGUAGCACUUGGUCACAAACAGACAGGUGGCUGGAGCAGAAUUCAUCAGACAGCGUGUUUGAAGACGUGAUCCUUUCCCCGCUCAGCUCCUAUCAGCCCCAGUCUCCAUUCUCGCCUCUGGACACAGCACUCUCGUCCUCCACAGACCCUAGCACCUUCACACUACUCGAGCAUGGCGCCUCAUCCCGGGACUUCACCUCUUCAUCACCCCUGACUGCCCACCCCCAGCCCCAGAUCUUCCAGUUCGAUAAGAACCUUGUCGCCUCCGCUCUGGGGGGCACUCCAGACGGGAGCACGCCCCCGCCACGGCCCCCCAAGCCCAAGAGCUUCUCUGAGCGACGGCAAGAGGAGUUCACGGCCCACACGAUGCUCGUGAACGGAAAUGGUGCCUACGCUGUGCCGGCAACCAGUGUGCAGCGAAGAAUCUCCCUGUCCGGUCUGGAUAACGUCAGGAGAGUUGAAUUUGAAGGGAUCUCUAUAAGGAGCCAGGACAAGAGGUUGAGUCUUAAUUUGCCCAGGAGGGUUCCCGCAUACAGUCCAAGCCCAGUGGACGUACCGGAGGACAGUUAUGUGCCCAUGAACCCUGGAGCCUCUCCCCCCAUUUCUACCUUCGACUGCCCCUCCGAUGGGUACAUCCCCAUGAGCCCCACCAACGUAAAGUUCCUGUUGUCCAACUCAAACACAGAGCUGGAACCUCCCCCAGUGAAACGGCACCUGAAACCCCUCCAGAGAGCAAGGCCUCCGCCACUGGAUCUGAGAGGCCUUACCACGAUCAGGGAACAUCCCAUCCAUAUGCCUCUCAUAAGAUCAUCGACAGAGCCUUUUCCUUGCAACCCAGCACCAGGAAGAGCUACAGCCAGUGCUACAUUCGGGGAAGAAGACAACAGCUUCACUCCAGGGGAGCAUUCGCAUAGGAAUUCUCCCGUCAAUACGCAAAUGUUCUUUCCUUUGCCAAGAAAAUCUAACCUGGACUAUCUGGCUCUGGACUUCAACUCAGCAUCUCCUUCUCCUGUUCAGAAGAAACCCAUGCUUGCUGAUGAGAUGAGGGUGGACUACGUCCAGGUGGACGAGCAGAAGACGCAGGCCCUUCAGAACACUAAGCAGGAGUGGACAGACGUGAGGCAGUCAAAAGUUUGAACAAAACUUUUGAAUUCCUACUGAAAAACUCACCAGCACUGGACCAUGAGAUUACAAGGGAAACCACAGUCCAGUUAGACUAGACAGUAAGAAAAACCUGGAACCGACAGUCAGUGCUACUCUGUGUCCCAAACACGUUAAUGUUUCAUUCUUCAGGAUCUUCGUAUCUCCAGCCUCAGACUUGUAAACCGGCUUUUUCAUUUUUUUACAAAUCAAGAAACAUCCUUGUUUGCGUUACUAAUUCUGAGAGUGCUUGUAAGACCUUCAGUUAGAUUAGGAAUCUGGAGUCAAAUCUGUUUAGAUCAUUAGACUAGAUACUCUUAUCGGUAGCAUUGCCGUUACCACACCCUUAUCAGCAGUGUUGUGGUCAUGUCCUUUUUAUUUAUGUCCACUCAUUAUCUUUUUGGCUGAAUCUUUCACCCUGAGCUAUUUCAUGUUUAAACUUCUUUUAAAAAAAAUGUUAUUACACAACACACUAACACUAAACUUUGCCUAAUAUUUGGUUGCUAAGGGUAUUAUCAUGUAGCAUUAGCCCUUUGAAAAGCAUUAACCUUAGGCAUUCAUCUAUGCUGGAAUACUGUAACCAAACUCAUGUUAUAAUAUAUUACAACCUUAA
Molecule: messenger RNA, 2546 nt
Organism: Polyodon spathula (Mississippi paddlefish)
Lineage: Eukaryota; Metazoa; Chordata; Actinopteri; Acipenseriformes; Polyodontidae
Product: GRB2-associated-binding protein 3-like
Exons: 10
Coding region: 185-1930 (581 amino acids)
Source: RefSeq, a predicted model, not a curated record